GCGCGGCCGCGCCUCCGCCCGCGCUCGGCCAUGGGCGCUGCGCUGCGCUCGGCGCGGGGACCUACGGGCACCGCCACCAGGAUGGACCUGAAGCACGGAUAUGCAUUGACAAAGGAGUUGGAAUAAGACUGAGUCCUGCUCUGUGAUAUUUAUAUACCUGGACCAUGAACUUGCUGUUUGGCUUCAUGAUUUAGGAACCUUUGUAGUAACUGUGUGAAGCUGUUGGGAAUCAUGGCAUUCUCUCCAUGGAAGCUUUCCUCUCAGAAACUCGGCUUUUUUCUGGUGACUUUUGGUUUUAUUUGGGGAAUGAUGCUUCUGCAUUUUACUAUUCAGCAGCAAACACAACAUGAAAGCAGUUCAGUCCUGCGUGAGCAAAUUUUGGAUCUCAGCAAAAGAUAUAUCAAAGCUUUAGCUGAAGAAAAUAAAAAUGUGGUUGAUGGACCUUACGUGGGGACAGUGACAGCAUACGAUUUGAAGAAGACUCUUGCUGUCCUGUUGGAUAAUAUCUUGCAGCGCAUUGGGAAGCUGGAGUCCAAGGUGGAAAAUCUUGUCCUUAAUGGAACAGGAGCAAACUCUACCAACAAUACUACUACUUCUGCUCCCAGCUUAGGAGCAGUUGAAAAGCUUAAUGUAGCAGAUCUCAUAAAUGGAGCCCAAGAGCAGUGUGAAUUGCCUCCUAUGGAUGGUUUUCCUCACUGUGAAGGGAAAAUAAGGUGGAUGAAAGAUAUGUGGCGAUCUGAUCCCUGUUAUGCAAGUUAUGGUGUAGAUGGGUCCACGUGCUCCUUUUUUAUUUACCUCAGUGAGGUUGAAAAUUGGUGUCCUCGUUUACCUUGGAGAGCUAAAAAUCCUAAUGAAGAGACUGAUCAAAAAACAAUGGCUGAAAUUCGCAUCAACUUUGAUAAUCUCUACAAAAUGAUGUCAAGACAUGAGGAGUUCAGGUGGAUGAUGUUGCGCAUCAGACGAAUGGCUGAUACCUGGAUUGAAGCAAUCAAAUCACUUGCAGAAAAACAGAAUUUGGAGAAAAGAAAACGAAAAAAGAUCCUUGUUCAUUUGGGGCUUUUGACAAAAGAAUCUGGAUUCAAGAUUGCAGAAAAUGCGUUUAGUGGUGGCCCACUUGGUGAAUUAGUCCAGUGGAGUGAUUUAAUUACAUCUCUCUACUUACUGGGCCAUGACAUCAGGAUUUCAGCUUCACUGGCAGAGCUCAAGGAGAUUAUGAAGAAGGUUGUAGGUAACAGAUCUGGCUGCCCUACACAGGGAGAUAAAAUUGUAGAACUCAUUUACAUUGAUAUCGUGGGACUCACUCAGUUUAAGAAAACCCUUGGUCCAUCAUGGGUUCAUUACCAGUGUAUGCUAAGAGUUCUGGAUUCCUUUGGAACUGAACCAGAGUUUAACCAUGCCCACUAUGCCCAGUCUAAAGGCCACAAGACACCAUGGGGAAAGUGGAACCUUAAUCCACAGCAGUUUUAUACAAUGUUCCCUCACACUCCAGAUAACAGCUUCCUUGGAUUUGUGGUAGAGCAGCACCUGAAUUCCAGUGACAUUAAGCAUAUUAAUGACAUCAAAAGGCAGAAUCAAUCUCUUGUCUAUGGCAAAGUAGAUAAUUUCUGGAAGGAUAAGAAGGCUUAUCUGGAUGUCAUCCACACCUAUAUGGAGGUCCAUGGAACUGUUCAUGGGACAAGCACCAUGUAUAUUCCUGGCUAUGUAAAAAACCAUGGGAUACUCAGCGGGCGGGAUUUGCAGUUUCUACUGAGAGAAACCAAACUGUUUGUUGGUCUUGGAUUUCCAUAUGAAGGGCCGGCUCCCUUAGAGGCCAUUGCUAAUGGAUGUGCUUUUCUAAAUUUAAGAUUUAACCCACCAAAAAGUAGCAAAAACACAGAUUUUUUCAAAGGCAAACCUACCCUCCGAGAGUUGACAUCUCAGCAUCCCUAUGCUGAAGUUUACAUUGGGAAGCCCCAUGUCUGGACUGUAGACAUCAAUGAUCUUUCUGAAGUUGAGAAGGCUGUGAAAUUAAUUUUGAAUCAAAAGAUUGACCCUUAUUUGCCCUAUGAAUUCACAUGUGAGGGAAUGCUUCAGAGGAUGAAUGCAUUUAUUGAAAAACAGGAUUUCUGUCACGGGCAGGUGAUGUGGCCCCCAUUAAGUGCCCUUCAAGUAAAAAUUGCUGAACCCGGAAAAUCCUGUAAACAGGUUUGUCAGGAAAGCCAGCUCAUCUGUGAGCCUUCCUUCUUCCAGCAUCUUAACAAGGACAAAGCUCUGCUUAGGCAUAACAUUGAAUGUCUCACCAUGGAGUCUGCAAAUGAUAUUCUGGUCCCCUCUUUUGAUGCAAGAAGGAAGCACUGUGUUUUCCAAGGUGACCUGCUACUGUUCAGCUGUGCUGGAUCCCACCCCACCCACAGAAGGAUCUGCCCCUGCAGAGACUAUAUCAAGGGGCAGGUCGCUCUUUGCAAAGACUGCCUAUAGCAGCAGCAGGGCUGCUUUGAGUUGGGGACAAAAUGUAAGUAGUUUGGAGAGGAGCUACUUAUUACUUCCUGCACUUUUGUCCAGGUUUUUUCGCUGCAGGCAGAGCUAUCAUUGCUGGGCAGAAUUGUCUUCUAAGAGAGGAGGGAUUCAUAAUAGACAGCUCACUGAUCUGUUUUUCCUGUAAGGACAUUUGCAGUGUAACUCUUCAGACUCCUUCACCUGUUUGCAAAGAGAAACAAGUUUCAUGUUCGACAGUGAUUUGAAGAUGACGGCGCAGAAUAGUUUGUAGAAAAUUUCCAGACCCAUCAAAUUUCUGGUUUUGUUGUUUGGGUGAAGUAUUUUCUAUUUUUUAAUGAGUUAGGACAUCCCUCAUCAUGAUUAGCUGAAGUAUUUAAACUUCAUUCCAGUAGAAAAUUGAAAAAAGUGUGCUUGAGGGAGGGGGGUGCCAGGGAGGAAGGACUAACAUUUUAUUCUAGGUGCACUGGUUUGGGUACAGCUUUAGCUUGAAUGGCUACAAAGUGGUUUACUUCACAAAAACUUGGAAUUACAAGAGAGGUCUGUACCCUAUUAUUGGGUUAUUUGGGCCCAGUUCUGGUUUUUUUCCUUUUGUUUUUUUUUUUAUUGAAUCUUUGUAUACAACAAGGUAUUGUCUGCAUCACAGCUGCUGCAUCAGAGCAGUCUAAACAGAGUGUAACGAAUGAGCAAACAGGCAGUUGACAGCAUGUGACACAUCUUGGUGACUGGAUAACUGCAAGGGCUGUGGCAUUCUUCAGUGUGGAAAAGCUACAAAAACAUACUGCCAUUUUUGGAAUGGACUCAUCACAGUUUACUGGUCCCAUUUAGAGAGUAAAUCCUCGGAAUUUGCCCAUGCUUCUGUUGUAGUCUGUCUACUAGAAAUACUGUGUGAAGCAAAAAGUAUUCAGCAUAUUGGAGCAAUAUUAUUGUUAGAACCUCAUUUUGCUACGGCUUCCAGUAGUUAAAGUGUUGCUGAAUGACAUAGAAAGGUAAAACUAAGCUAACUAUAAUUAUUGUAUGGUAGAAAUGUAAAAUGUCUUCAUAACUAGCUCGGUUUUUAAAGAGAAAUUUUUUCUGAAGAAUAAGUAAGAGGAAACAAAGUACUGCAAAGAAAAGCAUUGAUCGGUCUUGUGGGUUCCUUGAUUGAUUUUCUAGUUUUAGGGGCUUGUUUGUUUCCUUUUUCUUUUUUGUUUUUUUUUAUCAAGCACACCAAUUACAAAUUUAGGGGAAAAAAACAAUUCAAGAGUUUAGAAUUCAAAUCAAACUUCAGUUUUUUAGAGCAGCAAGUUAACUCUUCUUAACUGCCUUCUUUUUAUAGAAGUAAUUUUUGUUAUUUUCAGCAGAAGGUGACGUGCUUGACAGCACCAUUUGUAGUCAGGAAAUUAUGUGCUAAGAUUAGUGAGAAACAAAUCUGCAGUGUCUGCAGGUUUGCAACUGGGACAUGCUCUCACUAUGCUGGAAAAAACCCUCAAAUCAAGACAAACAUUUUUUUCAUAAAGAUUAACCAGCGUCAUCAGGUAAUCAUGAAAAGUAUAGAUACUUUACAUUUUCCUUUCUUGGAUAUAUCUGGUUGGUUCAGAUUGUUUUUGUAAGUGGCAUUAAUUAUCUGUGUGGGAAUACUGAUGGGUCUAGCGACCUACCAAAGAUCAAGCAAGGCAGAUGCUAUUUCACCUUGGAUAAAUUCUCCAGCCCAAUAUACAUUUAAAGUUGCAAUUUGAAAGCAAUGAAUGAGCCUUUUCAAGCCUCUGGUUUCCUGCCUCAGCACUCCUGACAGUGUUACCCUGUAACACUGCAUAACAUCCCUCUGGACUACACAGGAGCCUAAUCCUGGGGGAUUGUCGAGUAUAGGAAAAGGGUCUGUGGGAGCUGUUGAACAGCAGGGCCACCAGGAUCUGGGUUUGAUGGUGGGAAAAUCUACUGUAUUUUAGAGUAAUUUUUCAGAAACAGAACAGCUGGGUUCUUUAAUGGGAGGCAAAGUUUUUAUAUGAAAAGAAAACAAAUGCAAACCAGUAUGAAAAUCCUUCCUGCUGCCAUAGCUCAGCAUUUGCUUCAGUCAGCACAAAUGUAUAUUGCAAAAGUUUGCGAUAGUUUUACUACCCUGGCAAAGCUGGGGGAGGAUGAUUGGAAAUGGGUCUGAGCAGGCGCAACAAUGAAUUCUGUAUUUAUACGAAAUAUCCCCUGCCUACCUGUGCAUAUCUGUGCAACUAGAAAAGCCUGAGUAUCUAAGUCUAUGUACUUCCAGCUGGUGCCAAAAGUAAAGGCAAUAGUAGGACUUGUCUUUGCCAGUUCAGCCUGAGGUUCUUCAGGCAGGAAUUUAGUUUGGACUGAGAUAUCACAGAACUAUAUCGGAAACAAAGAUUUGUGCGUGCGCACCUGAAGAAUGCAAAACGUGGGUUUUGCUGUAGUGUAAUUCUUUGCUGUAAAUACAUAUUUGCUUGUUCCCCCCUUGCUGUAUGGCCCCCAUGACACACUGCAUUUGAUUUUGCCUCUAAACCUUUAAAGAUGGGAGGGGUUUGGUAUUUGUUAUUAUAAGAUUUUCUGGUCUAGUGCUUUGCUCAAUGCUAAGUUUGCCUUUACCACAGCAGGGAGAGUUUAUUCUAAGCUCUGUUUUUCCAUGCUGUAGCACUGUUUCUAGUCUGCUGAACUGAAUUACUGCAUUCUGGCAAAAAUGAAACAGCAGCACCGAUGCCGCUUGCAUUUCAGCCAGGGACACAACAUCCGAAUUGGCUUCAGAGUCACUUGUCUCUGAUCCGAUUUCCACUGAAACCUGUAGAGAAGAUUCAUUAAUCUUAAAGGAAAAAGAAUCAAGACCUACAGCUUCAGUCUAAAUUUCUAUAAAAGGAGUCUAUCAUGUGAAAACUGUAAGUGCAUAAACUUUGCAAGCAUUGCUCACUCAACUCCGUUCAGCACUCCCAUCGCACAGCGUGUUCCUUCAUGCAGUGGUAGAUAAGUGAAUCCUUCUGCAGAUAAGCACUCAGGCAAAUCCACGUGGGACUAUUUAAAAGUCUGAGUAAUUUACAAAAACCUAUAAUAUAUAUCCACAUUUCAGGAUAGCGGGCAGCCUUCUGUCCAGGUUCCAUAAGUAUUUUCUUUCCUAAUUAAAGAAUAAAGGUGUAGUCCAAUUCUUGCACUUAAACAAGGAAGUUAGAGAUGGGACUGUGCUGCUGUUGUCAGUCUGAGAGUAAAGCUUGCAGCUUCCUUUGCUCAGAAGCCAGGUUUUUGCAUGACUGCAUUUGAAUAUAUUGAUCUGUGAUUGAUGGGGAAAAAAAUGUCAAAAAUUGAAUACAAAACCAUUUUACAAGCUUUUAAACAUAUCUCUCAUAUCAAGACAUUCUUUGUUUUAAAAUUUUGUAUUUUUGUAUGUGACCUAGUUUUUUUUCAAAAAUCUUGUUCCUACGGGAUUAGAAAACUUGAGAGAAGCAUUUACAUAUUUAUUAAAAUUAACAUAAAAGGCUUGCCUUUGAAAGGUAAAGUUGGUAAAUACACACUGUUUAAAAAUGCCAAUAAAAACCUCAUUUAUUUCAUAUAUGCAAGUUGAUUUGCACAUGUAUAGAGUUGCUUUUUGCAUUUUUUGCUUAGUUUCUAUGUUUCUUUUUGUAAGUUAUAGUUGCAGCAGUGUGUUUGCUUGUUUAUAUCAGAUUAUGUUUCUACAAAUAUUUAAUGUUUAUGUGCCUUUUUUUACUUUCUUUGGGGUUUGGAUGUGUGUUUGGAAUAUGGACACUGUCUGAACAAGUAUAAUGGAACACUAAUUCCAGGUAAAUAGUGCUAAUGAAUCUACAAGUUAGAGUUGUGAAUUUUGAGUAUUUUUAAGUAGUGGAGAAAUCUGUUCUAAAACUGUUAAGGGUUAAUAAGAUAAAAGAUACUAUAAUAAUUCUUGCAAAAUAUUGCUUCUGCAAGCAGAAUGCAAUUUACUGAGUAUCUGUGAUUUGGCAUGAGAGCUCCUGCUGGGACGGGAUGUCUGUUCAAUGACCAGGGAGCAAAGGAAAGCCAUUAACAUUCCCCAAGGAGACAAUGCUAACAGAAAACCUCCAGAAACAGCCACAGCUGAUUUGAUGAGCAGGAAAAUUGAAAAUCCACAUUGAAGUCUGUGAGGCGUUGAUUUUUCAGAUGAAGAUGUCUCGGCAUGGACGUGCAGGGGGUGAUUCCUGAUGCCACCAGAGAGUACAGUCCUUUUAUCAUACCUGAAUUUACAGCUCUCAGGGGGGAGGAAACUCUGGCUAUUCAGCUUAUUGCAGAUGUCUUUUCUUUUUAAUGCUACUACUUUGUAUUUUGCAAAACAGCUGCUGAUCAGGUUUCAUGGAUCAGCUGGAAUGGAGUUGUAGCCAGAGCCAGGACUCUUGUGUUUUCCCAGCUCCACUCUGCUCCCAGCUACUUGUGCCAGGUUUUGCAACUUGCUGAUUGCCAAGGUUCAGACUUGUUGAAGGUUUCUCUUGAUAUCAUCAGCCCCAAUCAGGUUGUGAGUUGAUGUCUUCUCAUUUAGUCAUGUUGUUCUCCUGUCCUCUAAAAUCCUAGUCAUCAUCUCCAGUUUGUCCUUGAUAUGAAGACAUGCCCUCCCCUCUCAGGAACAAGUGGCCCAUCUAAAUUGCAAAGGUGAUUUAUGAGUUUGUAGCACUUUUCACAUAAACAAAAUCCAAAUUGCUUUCUCAGGUAUGUCUUUUGCUCACAGUGCAUUUCAGGACCAGAUUUUGCUAGUAAAUUAAAUUAAAUGGGAUGAAUCAGGCUGGAUACAAUCUCAUCCAAGUCUAAUUAACUUCAUGACUCCCACUGCUUCAGUGAUAGCACAACUCCUCCAUUAACAUUUCUUAAAAUUAAAAAAGCAGCCCUCUCUUUUUAAUAAAGAUACAGCACUGUAUCUUACAUGAUAAAGACCAAACACUUGCAGGGUAUAUUACACACAUAUCAGCAGCCAGUUUUGCUCGCUGUCACAGCAUAUCAGCUCUGGCUAAGUUGAUGUUACUGAUUAUUAAAGUAAUCAGUAGUAAAGUUUAUCACUAAAGUGUCAGUUGAAAAUUUGGUUAAAUCACUGUUCAAGCCGCAGUUAGGAGUCAGAGGAAUGGCCUGUUUGUUGUUUGUUUAUUUUUAAAGAGAUCAGGAGUUAUCAGUUUGCAAUUUCAGUCUUUUUUCCAGGGGUGCUAACAUUUGGCAUGGCUGUUUCUUUGUGGUGUUUGCCCUACAGCUGCUAUGCCUUCAGCUUCUGACUUUUGAUCUCUUUCCAUUUGUAGUUCUCCUUUGGUCCCAUCAUUUUAGGGAUCACUGUAAAGUCCAGGAGAAUAAUGCACUGACAGAUGUAUGUUUUCAUUCAGGCUGAAAAGCCCAGGGACAGAUACAAUUUCAUUGAGAUUUGCUUUAAUAAUAUUGCUGUAAAGGUAACAUCAAAGCAUACUGUUUUAUGGGCAGUGACUUUAAAUCUUAUCUUCAUAUUUUUAAGCAGCUCUGUAGUUUUUUUUUUUUAAAUUAGUUUGUAAUUUCCAAAUAUUAUAUUUAAAUUAAAUGUGUAAACAGCAACUCCAUGUAUCAAGUGUAAAAUGUUUACUGUAGGAAUGUGUUGAAAAUACCAGAGGCUGAACCCCAGAGUGCCUCAGAUGUGCAGCAUCAUUUGUGUUCUUUCUUCCAGGGAAAAGCAACAAAGUGCAACCAUCGCUGAUGUGCCUUGCACAUUGGAACUCACCCAUUUUUGUAGGUGUAAUCCUUUUCAUAUCCAUUAAUUAUGAACAUGCAGUGGUAUGUCUUAUUUCAGCAGACCUCUCUCAACAACAUUAAGCCACCUGUUUAUUAAACGGGAAAUAAAACCAGAUCCUCAAAGUUUUGAUAGAAUCAGUAAUAACUCCACCAUCAACACACAGAAACUGCAUUAAAAAGCAUUAGUUGUAUUUAAGUGAGUGAAACCCUUCUCUCUGCUGGCAAGAUCAGUGCAGGUGCCAUUUACUUAGGUGGGCUGUGCAUGGGACCAGAAUUUGUCACCUCAUGUAAGGGCUCGCAGGACUGGAGCACUGAGGACCUGCUAUCCCCACAUUUCACAGCCACCAAAACGCACGGCUGCUUCUUGCGCAGGAGAACGCGUCGGUCUGAGCUGAGCUGUCACUGCAAAUACCAGCCCUGGGUCAGUGCCUGCGUCCUGCAGGAGCCCCCAAAGUCCUUGGCUUUAAGGAGAGCAUGUAAAUAACUCCCUGGUGUUUCCUGGAGCCAUGCAGGCGCUCGGCAAAGCGCAUGCAACGCAACCUGGCUCUGAUUCCAGCAGCUGCAGAGUAGUCUGAAGUAUCAAAUACGUACACGAUAAAUCAAGUUAAAUUGCUGUCUGAGGGAAGUUAAUUUUAAUAGGGUUAUACCCAGAACUAAUUUGUCAUGUUCAUUAACAGGUCUGUUGCAGUACAGUGACGGUGAAAACAAUUUUUAAGGAGUCAUGGGUUUAUUUGGUUUUUUUGCAAGGAAUGCAGCAGAGGAGGAGGAAAUGGCAGUUUUUACCAAAGGAAAAAUGAGUAAGUUUUAUGAGGAAAGGUACCCUGAAAAUUAUAAGAGAGCUAAAAGAAAAAUAUAAGGGAAUCUUUACAAAGCUAAUUUGGGCUUUGGGAAGUUGAUCCCCCUGAGCUUGCUGGGCUGACUGCUGAGGGAAGAUCCUUCAUAGGGCAAUUUUGGGCAGCUCUUUGGGUUUUGAUCUGCAUCAUUUCCUGGAGGAGUCUCCCUCUCCACUGGUGAAGGGGGUCAGUGUCUGAAUAAGCCUUGUAGCACUGUAAAUUAACAAAAAUCCCUACUGAAAUCACUGAAAGUAAAAUACUGCUUUUUGCAGACAAUAAUUUGGAGUCAAUGAGGGUUUUUAAAUGUACACGAGAACUUCAGGGUCAGGCUCGUACUAUGGGGUGUUUGGUUUGAAUUCUCCCCUAACAGGUUGAUCCUUUGUUUUAUUUCAAUGGUUGUGUUCCACUAUAUUACGUUCAAGCAGCUGGAUUCAAACAGAACAGAACGCAGUGGUUCAGAUACUGCCAAGUCACUGGGGUUCAAUAGGAUGGGAUUUUUUUUCUUUUUUUUUUUUUUUUUUAGAACAGUAAAUGUCUGUACUUUAAUGGCAUAGAAAAAUGCUUUGUUUUCACUGUUGUAGAAAAAAACUAGGGAGAAUUUAUUUUUCAAUAAACUUUUUUCUUGUGUGAUUUGGA
Messenger RNA from Chiroxiphia lanceolata (lance-tailed manakin), 9620 nucleotides. It is a transcript of the gene MGAT5, whose product is annotated as alpha-1,6-mannosylglycoprotein 6-beta-N-acetylglucosaminyltransferase. Gene Ontology annotation, molecular function: alpha-1,6-mannosylglycoprotein 6-beta-N-acetylglucosaminyltransferase activity. Gene Ontology annotation, cellular component: Golgi apparatus. The record is from RefSeq and is a predicted model, not a curated record. Gene Ontology annotation, biological process: protein N-linked glycosylation. The transcript has 17 exons. Bases 232 to 2457 code for a protein of 741 amino acids. NCBI's taxonomy places the organism in Eukaryota, Metazoa, Chordata, Aves, Passeriformes, Pipridae.